Messenger RNA from Fomitiporia mediterranea MF3/22, 2343 nucleotides. RefSeq lists its product as uncharacterized. Lineage: Eukaryota; Fungi; Basidiomycota; Agaricomycetes; Hymenochaetales; Hymenochaetaceae. The coding region runs from base 199 to 2343 and encodes 714 amino acids. The transcript is spliced from 11 exons. The record is from RefSeq and is a predicted model, not a curated record.
AGUCUCACUGCCGCCGAGAAGGCUACACUACUGAACUACGUACGCCAUCCACCUUGCAUGCAAAGGCAUCCAUCCGACCAGUGAUUCUCGUAGAAGCCUCGCUUUCGUCCGAUAGCUGACGCCAACUGAAAGCCCAAUGCCAAAUCUGUAGAGAAACAUCAGUGAACUGUAAUAAAUAGAAACACAGGUACUCGUCUCAUGUUAUCUGCGCAAGCUCCAGGGGACGCCGGAUCCGGGGUCUCUAGUCCUAGGUACAAGACAACUGUAUUCGGACGACCGAAACGUCUCUUGAAUAGGCAUCUCUACGAAAAACGCCCGCCCUCCUUCGACGAACAGCACGAUGCGCAGCGUGCUCGAGAGGUAUCAGACCAGGGCGCCAGUUACGAUGACUUUAACCAUGCGCUGGCGAUCGCGAUGUUGAAGGGCCCCGGCGAUGCGGUCGGAAAACCUCGGCACAAAUUUGCUGAUGAGAGGAGUGGCCAGUUCGCCCUCAUCCUCAAACCUGUACUCUGGCCACCCGAACCGCGGGAGUGCGUCGAAGGUGCCGCGUAUAAACAGGAAAGGUGGAAUCCCAGUCUCCUAGUGGCCAAGCUUCCCGUGCAAGAUAGCUCAGUUCGGACCGAAACGUUUCCUGGCAGAAAGGAUGACCUUGACUUGGCGCUGAUGGCUGCGACGACGAGGGACUUUGGCGAUGCGGUGGGAAAGCCCCGGUAUAGACCUGCUGACAAGAGUGGCCAGUUCGCCUUCACCAUCAAACCCGUGCUCUGGCUUUCUAAACCGGGGAAGCACAUCUCUAGUGUUGCGUUCAAGAGGGAAAGGCGGAAUUCCGGUCUACUGUUCAUCUCGAAUUCAGGUGCUCACAUUCGACUCUAUCUGGCUAUGCCGACGGUGGCUCAACGCCAAUCUGCAGAUGAACAUCAGCAAAUUGUAACAAGUAGAGGCACGGGUACUCAGCUCAAUGUCCGCGCCAACCACAGGCAACGCCGAAUCCGGAACGCCGGACAGCUUAGCUCAGUUCUGACCGAAACGUUUUCUGGCAGAGAGGACGAUCUCGACUCGUUGCUGACAGCUGCGACGACGAAAAUCUUUGGCGAUGCGGUCGGAAAACCUCGGCAUGGACUUGCUGACGAAGAGAGCGGCUGGUUCACCCUCAUCCUCAAACCCGUACUCUGGCUUUCUAAGGAGCACAUCGAUGGUGCCGCAGUUAAGUGGAAAGGGCGGAAUUCCGGUCUAUUGUUCAUCUGGUCCUUGGGUGCUCGCGUUCGACUCAAUCUGUCCAUGGUGGAUGCGCUCUCUCGUUCGAUUGCCGACGCUGGCUCGAACGCCAAAUCCGCAGAUGAACACCAGCAAACUUUAACAGGUAGAGACACGGGCACUCGUCUCAUGUUAUCCGCGCCGACCAUAGGUGACGCUGCAUCCUGGUCUUCCAGCAUUAAUGAUCGCGGCGAGGGAAGGCCCUUGCGAUGUGGUCAGAAAACCCCGGUACAGACUCGCUGGCGAGAAGAGUGGCCAGUUUGCCCUCGUCCUCAAACCCGUACUCUGGCUUUUCGAAUCGUGGGGAGGAAAAUCAGUGGACUGACACAAGUAAAAAUGCGGAUACUCGUCUCAAUGUCCGUGCCAACCAUUGGCGAUGCUGAAUCCGGGUCGUCUAGUCCUAGAGAGGACGACCUUGACUUAGGGCUGAUGGCUGCGAUGGCGAAUGACUUUGGCGAUGGGGUCGGAAAGCCUCGGUACGGAUUUGUUGACGAAGGGAGUGGCCAGUUCGUCUUUGUCUUCAAACUCGCAGAAUUCCGGUCUACUCUCCAUCUCGUACUCGAGCCCUCGCAUUCGACUCAAUCUGUCUAUGGUGGAUGCACCCUCUCGUUCGAUAGCCGGCGGUGGCUCGACGCCAAAUCUGCAGAUGAGCAUCAGCGAACCGUAACAAGUAGGGGCACGGACACUCGUCUCAUGUUAUUCGCGCCAACCUCAGGUGACGCCAAAUCCAAAUCGUCUGGUCCUACGCAAAACAGAUCACUUAGCUCAGUCCGGGUGCAGACAUUUUUCUGGAGAGAUAUUUCCAGAAAGGCAUCCGCCCUGAGCCUCCCUUCUCGAACAGCCUCAAAAACGCUCGAACGCCUCGAGUCUCCUUAUGAUAUCUGCACGACGUGCAGCCUAGCAAUCCAGGACGCCAAGUUGCUAGGGACGGUAAACCACGUUAACCUAUUGUCGUUAUCGACAUCGCCCGCGUCGUCGACUUCGGUAGAGAGACAACUUGACCCGGCGCUGAGGAUCGCGACGAUGAGAGACCCCGCUGAGGCGGCCGGAAAGCCUCGGCACAGACUUGCUUACGAGGGGAGUGGCUAG